UGACUCGUCGAACUCCUUUCGCCAUCAAGGCAGCAAUGGUUCGAUCGUCGCCUGUCCCCGCUCAACCUCUCCUCCGCGUCAGCAGCGCAGCCUAACUCGGAGCUGAUUUCCUCGCGCUGCCCAUGACGAUGGUGGCCAUGGCCACGCGGCGUCGUCUUGCCCUUUCCUACUACCUCGCCGCUGCUCUCCUACUCCUCGUCAUCGCGUUCCGCAACGCCCCGCUCACCGCCGCGCAGCCGCUGCCAUGGCAGCUCUGCGGCAACAACACCGGGAACUACACGGAGGGCAGCGCCUACCAGGCCAACAUACGCGUCCUCGCCAGCGUCUUCCCCAAGAACGCAUCCGCGUCCCCGGUCCUCUUCACAAAGGGCUCCGCCGGCACGGCGCCGGACGUCGUGUACGCGCUCGCGCUCUGCCGCGGCGACACCAACGCCUCCUCCUGCGCGGCCUGCGUCGCCGCCGCCUUCCGGAACGCCCAGCAGCUCUGCGCCUUCAACAGGGUCGCUACCAUGUUCGACAACCCCUGCAUCCUCCGCUACUCCGACCAGGACUUCCUGGCUAACGUCACAGAUAACCGGGGGACGCGCGUCGCGUUGAACGGCAACAACGUCAGCGCGGGGUUGGCGCCGGCGUUCGACGCCGCAUCUAGCAGGCUCGUCAACGCCACCGCCGACUACGCGGCGAAAGACCCGAGCCGGCGGUUCGGCACGGGGGAGGAGGGGUUCGACGAGACCUACCCCAAGAUUUACUCGCUGGCGCAGUGCACGCCGGACAUGACGGCGGCCGACUGCCAGAGCUGCCUCAGGCGCAUCAUUGGCUGGGCCACUCCCAAGUAUUUCGUCAGCCAGCCGGGCGGGAGAGUCUUCGGCGUGCGCUGCAACUUCCGGUUCGAGACCUACUCUUUCUUCUCUGGCCGCCCGUUGCUGCAACUCCCGGCGGCGACCGCAGAAGGAAGAACAAGACACAGGACAGGGUUGAUCUUGGCCAUUACACUGCCUAUAGCUGCUGCACUACUACUUCUCGUUGUCACGUGCGUUUGCUUUUGGAGGAGGAGAAAACAGGCAGAAAGAAAGCCGUUGGUACCAUGUUCAACUAACCAAGAUGACAUCCAGAGCAUCGAUUCUCUUCUUCUUGACCUGUCGACGCUGCGGGCAGCAACCGAUAACUUUGCUGAAAGCAACAAACUCGGCGAAGGGGGGUUCGGUUCUGUUUACAAGGGUGUUCUUUCGGAAGGUCAAGAAAUAGCGGUGAAGCGGAUGUCGCAGACCUCGACGCAAGGAAUAGAAGAGCUGAAAACGGAGCUGGUUCUAGUCGCCAAACUUCAGCACAAGAAUCUCGUCAGGAUCGUUGGUGUUUGCCUAGAAGGACAGGAGAAGCUACUCGUGUACGAAUACAUGCCUAACCGGAGUCUCGACACCGUUCUCUUCGAUUCUGAGAAAAGCAGAGACCUGGACUGGGGGAAGAGGCUGAAGAUCGUGAACGGGGUUGCUCGAGGCCUGCAGUACCUCCACGAAGACUCCCAGCUGAGGAUCGUCCACCGGGACCUCAAAGCCAGCAACGUGCUGCUGGACUCGGACUGCAAUGCCAAGAUUUCAGACUUCGGGCUGGCGAAGCUGUUCGGCUGGGACCAGUCGCAGGCCGUCACCAGCCACAUCGCCGGAACAUACGGAUACAUGGCGCCGGAGUACGCGAUGCGCGGGCAGUAUUCAGUCAAGUCGGACGCCUUCAGUUUCGGCGUCCUGCUCUUGGAGAUCGUCACGGGGAGGAAGAACAGCAGCUUCGCCGACUCGGAACAAUCCAUCGACCUCUUGAGCCUCGUGUGGGAGCACUGGACCACAGGGACAGUGGAGGAGCUGGCGGAUCCGUCCCUGGGCAUGGGCAGCCGGUCUCCGGGGGGGCAGAUGCUGAAGCUGGUCCACAUCGGGCUUCUGUGCGUGCAGGACAACCCGGCGGAUAGGCCGACGAUGUCGACGGUGAACGUCAUGCUCAGCAGCAACACGGUGUCGCUGCAGGCGCCGUCCAGGCCAACGUUCUGCGUCGGCGAGAUGGAGGGUUACUCGGACGUGUACACGGAACAGCCGUAUCCAGGGGCAUCCCACUCCCAAUACGCCGGGGACAGCAAGCCGACGGCGAUGUCACCCAACGAAGUGUCGAUCACGGAGCUCGAACCAAGAUGAUGAGGGCGCUGAAACCAAACUUGCAAUGUCGAUCGCCUACCCUUGUCUGUUAUGCUAAAUCUUAUGGAUCAUAUUCUAACUGGGCAAAAUCUACGUAGAAAGUUGUAGAACCCUAAUAUUUGUUUUGUUUCGUUGUUUAUUUCGGUAACCCUCAUGGGGUAUAUAUAGAAGUACAGGAGGGAGCAGACUUGGAGUACAA
Molecule: messenger RNA, 2376 nt
Organism: Lolium perenne
Lineage: Eukaryota; Viridiplantae; Streptophyta; Magnoliopsida; Poales; Poaceae
Product: cysteine-rich receptor-like protein kinase 10
Biological process (GO): protein phosphorylation
Cellular component (GO): plasma membrane
Molecular function (GO): protein serine/threonine kinase activity; ATP binding
Source: RefSeq, a predicted model, not a curated record